Adineta ricciae is the source of this 1305-nucleotide messenger RNA. The record is from the annotation of a GenBank genome assembly. NCBI's taxonomy places the organism in Eukaryota, Metazoa, Rotifera, Eurotatoria, Adinetida, Adinetidae.
AUGUUUGGCAAAUACUUUAUAUUUGUGUUAGUGCUCCUGAUCAAAGAUCCCCGGGUAGCAUAUGCUGAAGACACGGAUGAAACUUCCAUUUACAUGAAACGUGUAGCAAGUUAUUUUGCUUCGUUGGAUCCAUUGAACUGGGUACCAAAUUCAAACAAAAUUGGUAUAGGAUACAACCCACUAUACGGCAGUCCUGUUUGCUACACUGGGAGUUGUCAAGCAGAUGGUUUUAAGCAACCGUUAUUCAAUUUAAAAUAUCGUCAACAAGCAGUUGGGUCGUGCACAAGUCAAUUAAUACCAGAGAAUGUCGCAUUAGAUUGUCUACCAUCAACCACUUGGGAUGCUAGAACAGAGAUCAUAAGUGAAUUGAAUGAAUUAAAAGAAUCUAUUACCAAUAAAGUCGAUGUCUCUCUUAGUGGUCAGCUACCUGGCAUUGCAUUUGCAUACGAAACGUCUGUUGAAACUCGCUAUGCGAUCGAUAAUAUCGUCAGGAAGUCCAGAACACUGAUGCAAACAACCGCUCAGAUAUCAUAUAUUAAACUAUCAAUGUUUGAGCCAGCAAUGCAGCUAACCGAUCAAUUUAAAUUUGUUAUCAACAAUAUGCCAUGCUGUAACUACACUGCUGACGUGCAAAAGUAUAUUUAUACAUAUAUAUUCGAUUAUUUUGGUUAUGCAUAUGUAUCAACUGUACUGCUUGGUGGAAUAGCUCAAGAAACGAUUCUUAUGACGAACGAAUCGUAUGAAAAACUCGAACAAAAAGGAUUCGAUGUAACAAAUGCACUUAAAUUGGAAUUUUAUGUGUCGUUAGACGCUAAACAAGAAUACAGUUAUGACAAAGAUAAACAUCAAGAAUUCAUGAGACAAGUAGAAGAAAAACACACAACAACGCUCGGCGGAGAUACAUCAUUAACAUCCAUUGAUGAAUGGUCAACAACAGUUCCAUCGAAUCCUGUUAUUGUCAAAUUUAGUAUUGGAAGUAUUUUCGAUCUGUUAACAUCAACUCGAUUUUCGAACGAUACACUGAUACAUAACAAAUCAGCAUUGAUCUCACAAGCGCUGAACAAUUAUGUGAAUAGAUCUGUUUAUUGUUACAGUAACUGCACCAAUCAUGGUGCUUGCCAAUCAGAAUCGAUUUUUCGAACUGGAUCAUGUAGUUGCACUGAAGGUUAUACAACGUAUGACUGUUCCGUUGCACCGAUAAAAGCAGUACCAAACAUGCCUGCCCAUGCCAACACGCAUUUCUAUGACAAGACUCUAUUUUUUACCGUAUUUUAUAUUCUUACUUAUAUUUUGAUUUUUAAUUAA